Messenger RNA from Gigantopelta aegis, 953 nucleotides. RefSeq names its product fucolectin-4-like. The transcript has 3 exons. NCBI's taxonomy places the organism in Eukaryota, Metazoa, Mollusca, Gastropoda, Neomphalida, Peltospiridae. The record is from RefSeq and is a predicted model, not a curated record. Bases 90 to 584 code for a protein of 164 amino acids.
GAUUUAAGCCCGCGCAUCUUGGCUAAUUUGUUUGAUUAUGCGCUGUCUGUCGAAGUGACAAGAGGAGGUGAAACACAUUGUGUGUUAUAAUGCUGAGACAUGUUUGGGUCAUCCUGUCUAUAUUACGACUUGAUGGAAAUUCUUCAAAUCUUGCUUUUGAAAAACCUUCUACCAUAAGUACAAUGCUUAGAGCUACCACCACGGCAUCUCGUGCCGUGGACGGAAACAACGAAACUAGACUGAAGUUCUGUGCAGCAACAACACAAGACGACAUGGAACCCUGGUGGAUGGUGGAUCUGCAUGGAUACUUCCACAUCCAUGACGUCACCAUCACGACCAUCAACGGCUGUGCAUUCUCUCGACUUUUUCACCGUGUACAAGAGACGCGACUGAACUCGACAAAUGACGUCAUUUCCGGCGUUGUUGACGUCAUGAAUUGCGCGAGCAGAUGUGGCCACCGGGAUUGUUUGGCGUUCAACUACAACCAGAACAGCCAUCAGUGUCAGCUCAUUUCAGCUCCGACGUUUAACGAUUCAGUAACGAUGACGUCAUCGUGGGAUUACUACGGAGUGGAUCUUUGUUGAUCAAUUUAAUAUCUGAACUUUGUUAAAACUGGAAGAAACACAGGAUGGGCCUGUAUUGGGCAGAGCCGGGAUUUUAUAAUGAGGGAUCCUAAAAUUAUAAACAGAGGAAAUUUGUAUCUGCAAAUUAGUCAAGCUCCAGAAUGGAUCGAGAAUUCUAGGACAUUCGAUGGCAAUUUUUAAUAAGAUGCCCAGAGACGCUUUUGUAAUGGCAAUUUACUUUCAGUUUGCAACAUUUCUGCAUGAAACAUUUUGUAAGAUCAAAACUUCUUAAUUGUACCAGUCAUAUUCGUGUAUGUAUUCGUCAGAGUGUGUUAUAUUAAAGACAUCAUUCUAAAGGAAAUUUCAUCGGAAUAAAUAGGAUUACCCACA